UCGACUUCACGCGAUCCUUCAAGGCGAAGAAACGAAGCAGGGAAGGGGGAGAUCGGCGCUAGGGUUUUGAUCCAAGUAUGCCGAAGAACAAGGGAAAGGGAGGGAAGAACCGGAAGAGGGGAAAGAACGAAGCCGACGACGAGAAGCGCGAGCUGGUCUUCAAGGAGGACGGCCAGGAGUACGCUCAGGUCCUCCGGAUGCUCGGAAACGGCCGCUGCGAGGCGACGUGCAUCGACGGAUCGAAGCGCCUCUGCCAUAUCCGCGGCAAGAUGCACAAGAAGGUCUGGAUCGCCGCCGGGGACAUCAUCCUCGUCGGCCUCCGAGACUACCAGGACGACAAGGCGGACGUCAUCUUCAAGUAUAUGCCUGACGAGGCCCGUCUCCUUAAGGCCUACGGUGAGCUCCCUGAGAACAUCCGCCUCAACGAGGGCAUCGGGGGGCUCGACGAGGAGGACGAGGGCGGUGCCGAUGACUACAUCGAGUUCGAGGAUGAAGAUAUCGACAAGAUCUAAGGUAGCAGUGUUCUCUCCUAUCUGUUGAUGAGAUUUUCCUUAUCGUCGUCUUAAAUCCGCUUCUGGGAAUUGGGUAAUAACAUAUGUGUAUGCUGUUAAGGUCUUGAUUUCUGUGAUAGCUGUCGGUCUUGAAUAAGGUUAUAGUUCUUGUUUGAUGUGAUGAAUGGUGCUUGUAUUUCACUCGAGUGGGCUGUAAAAAUAACAUCUUUGAACAUCUUUAGUUUGAUUGUUGCUCUACCCUUUUGAACA
Zingiber officinale is the source of this 761-nucleotide messenger RNA. Its product is annotated as eukaryotic translation initiation factor 1A-like. Gene Ontology annotation, biological process: translational initiation. NCBI's taxonomy places the organism in Eukaryota, Viridiplantae, Streptophyta, Magnoliopsida, Zingiberales, Zingiberaceae. Bases 78 to 512 code for a protein of 144 amino acids. Gene Ontology annotation, cellular component: cytoplasm. The record is from RefSeq and is a predicted model, not a curated record. Gene Ontology annotation, molecular function: RNA binding; translation initiation factor activity. The transcript has a single exon.